Lagopus muta (rock ptarmigan) is the source of this 537-nucleotide messenger RNA. RefSeq names its product late histone H2A.2.2-like. Bases 1 to 537 code for a protein of 178 amino acids. Lineage: Eukaryota; Metazoa; Chordata; Aves; Galliformes; Phasianidae. Gene Ontology annotation, cellular component: nucleosome. The record is from RefSeq and is a predicted model, not a curated record. Gene Ontology annotation, molecular function: DNA binding; structural constituent of chromatin; protein heterodimerization activity. The transcript has a single exon.
AUGGAGAGACCUAUGGAAGGAAGCAGCACACCCGAAGCAGAGGGGGUCUGCACUGUGCCCGAGCAAAAGAGGGAGCCUGAGGCGACGUGCUCUGGGGAGCCUUCCACCAGCCGGGAAGCAAAGGCCAAAAAGAGUCGCACCUCCCGCUCCUCCCGGGCUGGGCUGCUCUUCCCUGUGAGCCGCACAGACAGGCAGCUACGCAGAGGACAGUUUGCUGAACGCUUUGGAGCCAGCGCUCCUGUCUACCUGGCUGCUGUGCUACAGUGGGUGACGCACAAGACCAUGGACAUGGCUGGGAGGAUUUCUAAGAAGAGCAAGCAACAGUGCAUCUCUCCAUGCCACUUGCAGAUGGCUGUGAAGAACAGCUCUGUACUCAAGCACCUUCUGGGAAGUGGGCCCAAGCGCCGUGGCAGGGCUGUCCCGCAAAGCCAGCGGAUGGCCUCACCCUCCAAAAGGAAGAAGACCGAGAGGAGGAAGAGAAGCCACAGGCGACAGGCUGCACCUGCUCGCGCCACUGCUGCUGUCACUGUCAAGUGA